Molecule: messenger RNA, 783 nt
Organism: Gongylonema pulchrum
Lineage: Eukaryota; Metazoa; Nematoda; Chromadorea; Rhabditida; Gongylonematidae
Source: the annotation of a GenBank genome assembly
AUGACCAUAUUCGGGCGCGGGUCGACCACCAAAAAAGAAAAUGUGGAUAACGCUGACGGCCGCAAUUCAGGUACCACGAAACCAACAGCACUCAUUGAUGGUGUGACGACACCUCCACGGGGUUUUGGCAUACGCUCUUAUCUUCAUCAGUUCUACCAGUCACCAACUGUUGAGGACAUCGAAUCGGCCGGAGCGUGGUACCUCCUCCCGCCGCCACCGGCUCAGCGAACCGGUCUCUGGCUCUGUCGCCUGUUGACCGUAUUUGGUUUAUUGUUGCUAAUUGGCGGGGCUAUCGCAAUUGUUGCCGGUUAUACCUGGCCCCAUGAAGGAGUCGAAGAAUCAAUUGUUCGAAUUGCUAUUUAUCAGGAUGAAGACGGGAAUUUCUAUGUACCGCCUGAAAAACUUGCCGAAAUUUUACAGGAUCCGAUGCGUCGUUGGAAAAUGAUCGGACUGUGUGUGUUUGCAAGCGGUGCAGUGCUGCUGGCAUUAAGUCUGCUGAUUCCAACAGUGGCACACUGUUUCAAGAGUAAACGGUUGGCAGCAUUUGUUAGCGAGGAUGGUACUCCAAAUGAGCCACCGAUACGCAUCUAUCCAGCUGGUUCGAACAAAGCAGAAGUGCAUCAUUCUGGCACCACCAAAGGAAAAAUCAGCCCCAGCUCCGGUCCAGUGCCAGUGAUGGAAGAAAUAGCAAAGGUCCAACCAGGAGAAGGCAAAAAAGCUGGUGAUUCGCCGAAAGCAGCCAGUGCUGAUGACCUACUGCUUGGUGACCAAGACAUACACUGA